GUGACAGAAACAAACAGCCACAGCUGAGUUUUGGGCUUGUUUUUAAGUUCCCACAUGCAAGCUGCUGGAGGUACCCUUCCUGAAGAUGUUCAGGAGCUCUUUGGAGAUGUUGAAGAUUACUUGGAGAGGCUGCAGACUGAGAACCUUAGCGCUAGAGCUAGGGUAGAAAAGGAUGAAAUCUUGUCCAAUAUUCAAGAGCUUAAAGAGAGGUACCAUUGGGAAUUCCUGCCUGGAGCCCAUUUUAGCCCAGCACAAAGUGGUUCUGAUGACAGCCAGUCCAGGAGUUUCACCCCAUACAUAACAUCAGAGGCAGAAAAUUCUGAGAACAACUCACAGAAGUCUUUUCAAGAUCACAUAAUACUAAAACAAGGAUACUUGGAGAAAAAAUCCAGAGACCCCAAAAUCUUUGGCUCUGAGUGGCAGAAACGAUGGUGUGUCCUCGACAAUAUGGCCUUCUGUUACUAUGCGAAUGAAAAAAGCAAGCAACCCAAGGGCAUGUUUGCCAUUGAAAACUGCCGUGCCCAACUGGCUUUGCACCUGCGCAAGGACUCUCGGAGGAACUGCUGUUUUGAGUUGACCUGCCCUGGGAAACGUACCUAUGAGUUCACAGCUGCUAACCCUGCUGAAGCAAUGGACUGGGUGGACCAGAUCCUGUUCUUGCUAAAAGAUAUGAAAUCCUUUGUUAUUCCUUGUGAGGAGGAAGAUGAGGACAGCCAUGACAAAGAGGAGGCCUAUGAUGACAUAGACAGCUUUGACUCCCCCAAUGCAACUCUUCAUAAGGAUAUGACUUUGAACCUGGAGGAAGAGGAGGCCAAAGAAGAGAGUGAUGAGUACAUUUAUGAAAUCCUUCCAGAAGAUGAGCUUGACUUUCCCCCUCCUUUUGAUGAAGACGAUGCUGGAAAUGCAGAGAAGACAAAAGAAUUCAUGAGAAGUUAUGCAAACUACUAUCAAAGUCUGUGGGACUGUACUGGUAGCCAUCCAGAUGAGCUGUCCUUCCAGCGCGGAGAUUUGAUAUAUAUCAUCAGCAAAGUAUACAACAUGUAUGGCUGGUGGGUUGGCUUGCUGAACAGCAGGGUGGGGAUUGUUCCAAAAGACUAUCUCAUGCCAGCCUUCGAUGUGGAAGACAGAUGAACAACAGGAUAAUGGGUGCUUCAUCUCUUCACAUACCUUUGCAUUGAUGAUGCCAACGAAAACAUGUCCCAGCACUCUCUUUGCUAUUUCUAAGGGGAGAAAUGCACCAGCAAAUAUUCCUUCAGAAUUUCCUUUUCCUUUUUUUUAAAAAAAUGAGGGCACUCAAGAGAAAGGAUGUUUUGAAAUGAUUAAGUGAUCUUUCACAAUGUUUUUUGUGGCAUUCUCUUCCUGGAAUAUUUUGUUGUAUUAAAUAUAUUUUUGUCUUUUCCUUAA
This is a messenger RNA of Anolis sagrei ordinatus, 1404 nucleotides long. The record is from RefSeq and is a predicted model, not a curated record. NCBI's taxonomy places the organism in Eukaryota, Metazoa, Chordata, Lepidosauria, Squamata, Anolidae.